Suillus paluster is the source of this 2703-nucleotide messenger RNA. RefSeq lists its product as uncharacterized. The record is from RefSeq and is a predicted model, not a curated record. The transcript is spliced from 12 exons. Bases 1 to 2703 code for a protein of 900 amino acids. Lineage: Eukaryota; Fungi; Basidiomycota; Agaricomycetes; Boletales; Suillaceae.
AUGCCUGCCAGUGGGACAAACUCCUACCAUCGCCCGGACCACAGCACACUCCAGCUUCCUUGUGGCCAUCAGAACUGCCAGCGGUAUUUCAAGACUGCUGCUGGAAGGACAAAACAUAGGCUCUCAGCCCAUCCGACAAUCCCACGUCCCGUCCCGUCUCACCAUUCAGUUUCUCCCGAGCUUCCGGACCCAGGAAACGACCAGCAUCGUGAAGAAGACAUCCCACGUGCUGAUGAUGUUCCUUUUGACAUUGAUCAUGAUCAGCCCGAUUUUGAAAUCCCCAGGAUGUCAUCUCCACUUCCGGAUGUCAAUGCAGAAUUCUUUGGACCGGGGAAUCAUUUUUAUCGAAAUUACCAUAAGGAUCUUGAUGGUCGGCCUUGUGAUGAAAAUGGUGCAUUUCUUCCCCCAGGAACUCCACCAUCCCCACCUGUUGCACGUCCUGCCGAUGAUUGGACCCCAUUUCGUAAUCGAACGGAAUUUGAAACCGCUGAAUUCCUAUACACUCGAGAGCAGAUGUCCGGCCCUCAAAUUGACACCUUACUUGACCUGUGGGCCGCGACACUUGUGAAAUACAAUGACCGUCCGCCGUUUGCCAACCACAAAGACCUAUACCAUACAAUUGAUAGCAGUCCACUUGGAGACGUGCCGUGGCAGAGUUUUUCCGUCAAAUAUUGCGGUGACAUACCAGACGUCGAUGUUCCGCCGUGGAUGAACAGCUCUUACGAUGUGUGGUUUCGAGAUCCUCGUGAAGUCAUCCGCAAUAUGCUCGCAAACCCAAUGUAUGCCGACGAAGUGGAUUAUCAGCCUUACCGCGAGUACACAUCAGCGACUGAUGAACGCCAGUGGAAAGACUUCAUGUCUGCUGACUGGGCAUGGGAUCAAGCAGAUGAAAUUUCCAAGGAUCCUGACACAGUUGGGGCAACCUUCGUUCCCGUCAUUCUCGGCAGCGACAAGACAACAGUAUCAGUCGGCACUGGCAACAAUGCAUACUACCCGCUAUAUCUAUCCAUUGGAAAUGAUCCAAGGUUCCGAAAGUUUCGCUGCCAACUCUUCCACUCUUCUCUGUCAAAAAUCCUUCAGACGCUGGUACCUGGAAUGACGAAACCCGAAGUAGCUCGUUUUGGAGAUGGUCACUUCUGUCGCGUUAUCUAUGGACUUGGACCCUAUAUCGCUGAUUAUGAAGAGCAAGUCCUGUUAGGAUGCAUCGUUAAACGUUGGUGCGCAAGGUGCCUCGCACCACGUCUUAACCUCGAUCAAGAUGCCUUGUACCAUUGUCGUGAAUACGUGGAUGCUCUGGUGGAGGAAGGGACUCUAUUGGAGAUCUGGGAUGAUUAUGGGAUCGUUGGCGACCUUGUACCGUUUACCAAUGAUUUCCCCCGCGCUGAUAUAAACCAACUCAUCGCUCCCGACCUUCUCCACCAGCUCAUCAAGGGAGCUUUCAAGGAUCAUCUUGUAGAUUGGGUGGAGAAGUAUUUGAUACUGACCCACGGAAAACGCGAGGGUCAACGAAUCAUGGACGACAUUGACCGAAGAAUCGCAGCUGUCGCACCCUUCUCAGGACGAGGGUUUAAACAGUGGACCGGCGAUGAUUCAAAAGCACUGAUGAAGGUCUAUUUGCCCGCAAUCGAGGGCUAUGUCCCAUUGGACAUUGUGCGUGCAUUCUGCGCUCUUUUAGAGUUCUGCUACCUCGUGCACCGCAACAUCGUUACACAAACGACCCUCACCGAAAUUCAAGAUGCACUUGCCCGAUUCCACCACUACCGUGAGGCAUUCCGAGAUGCUGGCGUCGUUUCUACAUUUUCCUUGCCGCGUCAACACUCACUCAAGCACUACGUCCAACUCAUCCGACUUUUUGGCGCCCCCAACGGAUUGUGCUCCUCGAUUACGGAGACCAAACAUAUCAAGGCAGUAAAAGAACCUUGGAGACGCUCGAGUCACUUCAAUGCACUCGGGCAAAUGCUUCGAACCAACCAGCGGCUAGAUAAGCUCGCUGCUUUGCACGCUGACUUCACCAAGCGCAAUAUGUUGGACGGCACGUGUUUGUCUGCAAUUGAAGGGGAUGACAACGGCGAAGUGGACGAUGGUCCUACCGUGCUACAAGCGCAUGUUGAGCUUGCGCGAACACCACAACGAAAACGUGCAAAAACUGUGGCUGCCCUCGCAGCAGAAUUAAACAUAGCGCAUCUGCCUCACCUCCUCCGACAGUUCCUCUUCGAACAGAUACAUCGAGACGACCCUCAAGAUCUCUCCGAAGUCCCCGAAUUCCACUUUCCCGGCUAUGACGGCAGAAUAUCUGUCUUUAACUCGGCAUCCUCCAGAUUCUAUUCGCCGAGUGACCUCAGCGGUAUUGGUGGUAUACGCACUGAAUACAUUCGCGCAUGUCUGCAGUGGCGAAACGAAUAUGCACGGAACGACUGCGUGUUUGUUAACACCAACCCAGACCUCGAGGGAAUGCGAGGAUUCAAUGUUGCUCGAAUAACUUAUCCCUGCACAGUUAUCCGGUGGUUUGACACCAUUGGCGACUCUCCUGACGAAGAUACCGGGAUGUGGGUGGUGCGGCUGGCCUACCAUGCCAAUCAUGCCCCGCAUAUGUCUAUCAUUCAUAUCGACUCGAUUUAUCGCGCAGCGCAUCUAAUUCCAAUUUACGGUGCACAGUUUGUUUCAUAUGACCUCAGAUACUAUCAGUCUUAUGAUACUUUCUGA